This is a messenger RNA of Penicillium daleae, 2613 nucleotides long. Its product is annotated as coatomer subunit beta'. Gene Ontology annotation, molecular function: protein binding; structural molecule activity. Lineage: Eukaryota; Fungi; Ascomycota; Eurotiomycetes; Eurotiales; Aspergillaceae. The record is from RefSeq and is a predicted model, not a curated record. Gene Ontology annotation, biological process: intra-Golgi vesicle-mediated transport; endoplasmic reticulum to Golgi vesicle-mediated transport; retrograde vesicle-mediated transport, Golgi to endoplasmic reticulum. The transcript is spliced from 8 exons. Gene Ontology annotation, cellular component: COPI vesicle coat. Bases 1 to 2613 code for a protein of 870 amino acids.
AUGCGGCUCGACGUCAAGAGGCAGCUCUUUGCCCGCUCGGAGCGGGUGAAGGGAAUCGAUUUCCAUCCCACUGAGCCAUGGAUCUUGACUACCCUUUACAGCGGUCACGUCUACAUUUGGUCAUACGAGUCACAGUCCAUCAUCAAAACAUUCGAGCUCACUGAUGUCCCUGUCCGUGCCGGUCGAUUCAUUGCGCGGAAGAACUGGAUUGUCUGCGGUUCGGAUGACUUCCAGCUUCGUGUCUACAACUACAACACCUCCGAAAAGAUCACGUCCUUUGAAGCGCACCCUGACUACAUUCGUUCAAUCGCUGUUCACCCCACUCAACCUUAUGUUUUGACUGCCAGUGAUGAUAUGACCGUGCGAUUGUGGGACUGGGAGAAGGGUUGGAAAUGUGUUCAGGUCUUUGAGGGUCACAGCCACUAUGUGAUGGGUAUGGCCAUCAACCCCAAGGAUACCAAUACUUUCGCCACGGCCUGCUUGGAUCGAACUGUGAAGAUCUGGAACCUUGGCUCCCCUCAUGCCAACUUCACACUGGAGGCCCACGAGACGAAGGGAGUCAACCAUGUUGACUACUACCCGGGCUCUGACAAGCCAUAUCUCUUAACCACCUCAGAUGACAAGACUGUCAAGAUCUGGGAUUACACCACCAAGGCCCUCAUCGCGACCCUUGAAGGACACACCAGCAAUGUUUCUUUUGCUUGCUACCACCCCGAGCUUCCCGUCAUCAUCUCCGGUUCCGAAGACGGUACAAUCAAGAUCUGGCACGCCAACACCUAUCGUUUGGAGCAGUCACUCAGCUAUGGCCUGGAGCGGGCAUGGUGUGUCUCCUACCAGCAGGGCCGGCAAGGAAUCGCCAUGGGUUUCGACGAUGGUGCAGUGGUCGUGAAGAUGGGUCGUGAAGAGCCCGCUGCCUCGAUGGAUGGAUCUGGCAAAGUUAUCUACGCCAGGCAUAGUGAGGUUGUGUCUACUGUGAUCAAGGGCGACGCCAGUGUGAAGGACGGGGAACCCAUUUCUCUCCCCGCAAAGGAUCUUGGACAGUGCGAGAUCUACCCCCAGACUCUUUCGCACAACCCGAACGGCAGAUUUGUGUCCGUCUGUGGUGACGGAGAGUACAUUAUCUAUACCGCUCUCGCGUGGCGUAACAAGGCCUUCGGUUCCGCCCUUGACUUCGCCUGGGGCUCUAAGGAUAACAGCAAUGAUUAUGCUAUCCGCGAGUCGGCAACGAGUGUCAAGAUUUUCAAGAACUUCAAGGAACAGCCCGGUGGUCUUGAUGUCGGCUUCCAAGCCGAGGGACUUAGCGAUGGUGUGUUGCUUGGUGUUAAGGGACAAGGUGGCAUUGGUCUGUUCGACUGGGAGACCGGUAACCUUGUCCGCCGAAUUGAGGCCGAUCCUAAAUCCGUUCACUGGUCUGAGUCUGGAGAGCUGGUAACACUUGCUUGCGAGGAUGCAUUCUACGUUCUCCGUUACUCUCGCGAGGCCUACAUCGAGGGCAUGAACAAUGGUGAGGCUGAUGAAGAUGGUGUUGAGGCGGCCAUGGAGCUUGUCGCUACAAUCAACGAGACCGUCCGUACCGGAGAGUGGGUUGGCGACUGCUUCAUCUACACCAACUCUACCAACCGCCUCAACUACCUUGUGGGUGACCAGACCUACACCAUCUCCCACUUUGAUCAGUCCAUGUAUGUCCUGGGCUACCUGCCCCGCGAUGGACGGAUCUACCUGGCCGACAAGGAUGUCAAUGUCGUUUCCUUCGCCCUGUCCCUCGCCGUGCUUCAGUACGAGACACUCAUCCUUCGGAAUGAAACUGAAGCAGCCGCCGAGGUGCUUCAAGAUGUUCCCGAGGAUCAGAUGAACAAGAUUGCCCGCUUCCUCGAGGGACAAGGGUACAAGGAGCAGGCUCUGGAAGUAGCAACCGAUCCAGAGCACCGAUUUGACCUGGCUCUGUCUCUUAAUGAUCUCGAGACAGCUCUCGAGAUCGCUCGCGUUGCCAACGUCGAGCACAAGUGGAAGGCUAUCGGUGACGCCGCCCUGGCUAGCUGGAACCUCGCUUUGGCCCAGGAAUGCUUCACUCAGGCUAAGGACGUGGGUUCCUUGUUGUUACUACACACUGCCUCCAACAACCGAGAGGGUCUCCGCGCUCUGGCAGCCCAGGCCUCCGACUCCGGUCUGCACAACGUUGCCUUCUCUACACUUUGGUCCAUGGGUGACGUGGAUGGCUGCAUCGACCUGCUCGUGAAGACCAACCGCCUCGCCGAGUCUGUUCUCUUCGCUCAGACCUACAAGCCCUCUCGUGCCCCCGCACUCGUCGUGCAGUGGAAGGCUUCCCUCGAGACAUCUGGCAAGACUAAGGUAGCCCGCCUCGUCGGUGUCCCACCCGGUGCCCCCGAUAUCAUCUCCACUGAUGACGACCUCUUCCCCGAGUGGGAAGAAUACAUCCGCCUUGAGAAGGAGGGUGGCGUCCCAGAGCCCCCCUCGUCCGAGUCUUUGAUCGACAUUAACGGUGACGACGAGAAGCAGACCGCCACAAACGGUGCUCCUGCGGAGGAAGCCGAGCCUGAAGCCGAAGCCGAAGUCGAAGCCGAAGCGGAGGCCGAGGCUGAGGCUGAGGAGUAA